Saprolegnia parasitica CBS 223.65 is the source of this 668-nucleotide messenger RNA. RefSeq lists its product as hypothetical. The transcript has a single exon. The record is from RefSeq and is a predicted model, not a curated record. The coding region runs from base 47 to 577 and encodes 176 amino acids. Lineage: Eukaryota; Oomycota; Saprolegniomycetes; Saprolegniales; Saprolegniaceae.
GCCUGCAUCGACGACGCCUGCUCCCGGUACGACUGCUCCGGGUUCCAUGACGACCGCUCCGGUUGGUACGACGACUCCCGUGACGACGUCGCCCGCAUACUCGACCUCGACGCCUUCCCCGACCUCGGAAGACCCGGCAUACCCUACUCCCGCGCCAUCGGUUCCCGGAACGACUGUCCCGUUGCCGAGCACGAACCCGGUCCCGGCCGGUUGCACUCAAGUCAGCGUCGUCGGCGAUGCCACGUACUGUAUUACGGGCCCUGUGUGCUCGGGAGCUGGCGCUGUCCCUGCUGGCACCAACUGCCCGAAGCAGGGCGAUGUCGCUGUCGCGGACUGCCUCAAGACACUGAAGAGCUACGUGGAUGCGGGCAAGUGCGUCGCGCCAGUCGACGCUAUUUGCCAAAAGAUUCCGUCGGGUGCUUACGGUUGCGUUUUCCCGUCGUCGCCGGCCUCUACCAUCCCGUCGAGCUACGUGCCUACGCCCGCUGCCUCGGUGCCGUCGCCGACGCCUGCCACCUCGGUCCCUUCGCCGACGCCGGCGGGUUCGAUCCCAGCCUACCGCAACCUCCGCGCGUAAGCACACCAUCCGAGAGUAGGAUAUUGAUGUCCACCAUGAGUGACAGACAAAUGCAUGCUUCUAAAUAUACAUCAUUUCAUUUCACAUGCGC